AGUGAAGAUUUACGUUCCAGCUUAUAUUUUGUCAAUGCAUCUGUGCAAGAGGUAGUGUUUGCCAGCACCACAGGGACCUCGGUGCCCUGUCCCGCCGCGAGCGUGCCCCCCGCCUCGCUGCGCUGGUACCUGGCCACCGGAGAGGAGAUCUACGAUGUCCCCGGGAUCCGCCAUGUGCACCCAAAUGGCACCCUCCAGAUCUUCCACUUCAACCCCUCCAGCUUCAGCAACCUCAUCCAUGACAACACCUACUAUUGCACAGCGGAGAACCCCUCAGGGAAAAUCAGGAGCCAAGAUGUCCAUAUUAAGGCUGUUCUACGAGAGCCCUACACGGUCCGCGUGGAGGACCAGAAAGCCAUGAGAGGCAAUGUGGCGGUGUUCAAGUGCAUUAUCCCAGCCUCGGUGGAGGCCUACAUCACUGUUGUGUCCUGGGAAAAAGACACAGUGUCAAUCAACAUCCAGACGCCUCGGUUCCUCAUUGCCUCCACGGGAGCCCUGUACAUCCUGGACGUGCAAAAUGAGGAUGGAUUGUAUAACUACAGGUGUAUGACACGCCACCGCUACACAGGAGAGACCAGGCAGAGCAACAGCGCACGCCUCUUUGUGUCAGACCCCUCCAACUCGGCGCCGGUCAUCCUGGAUGGCUUUGAGCGUCGCGAGGUGAUGACAUCACACCGGGUGGAGCUACCGUGCAAGGCGUCUGGUCACCCGGCCCCGAAGUACCGCUGGCUGAAGGACAACCGUCCGCUAGAGCCGGACAGCCGCUUCAGGCAGAGUGUGACGGGCCUGCUGAUCGAGAGGGCGCAGCCCAGCGACAAGGGAAGCUACGUGUGUGAAGUGUGGAACAGCUAUGGCAACGCAGAGGUGGUGGGGAGGCUGCAGGUCAAAGAGCCCCUGAAGGCAGUGGUCAGCCCGAGGAAGGUGAAAGGCAGCGUGGGUAGCCAGGUGUCUCUGUCGUGCAGCGUGAGUGGCUCGGAGGAGUACGACCUGUCCUGGUACCGGAAUGGAGAAAUUAUCUACCCUGGGAACAGUGUUCGUAUGACCGGCAACAACCGGGAGAACCUGGUCAUGGCUGGGAUGGCUAAGAGUGAUGGAGGAGCCUACCAGUGCUUCGCUAGGAAAGGCAAGAUGUCCGCCCAGGACUUUGUCCAGGUCAUUCUGGAAGACGGCACGCCCAAGAUCAUCUCUUCCUUCAGUGAGAAAGUGUUUGGAACCAACGAGUUUGUGUCACUGUUCUGCACGGUGAAAGGCACACCGGAGCCCAGGGUGAUGUGGACGCUGGACGACGAUCCAGUCAUCAGGGACUCCCGCCACCGCAUCGGCCACUACACCAACCAGGAGGGCCAUGUGAUCAGCCACCUGAACAUCAGCCAGACAACAGGGCCAGACGGGGGGGUCUACCGGUGCAUCUGCAACAAUUCGGCCGGGGCGGUCUCCUACCAGGCGCGAAUAAACGUAAGAGGGCCUGCCAGCAUACGACCAAUGAAAAACCUCACCGCCAUUGCUGGGCGGGACAUGUACAUUCACUGCCGCGUCAUUGGCUACCCGUACUACUCCAUCAAAUGGCACAAGGACGCCAACCUGCUCCCCUAUAACCACCGGCAGCGGGCAUUUGAGAACAAUGGCACGCUAAAGCUGUAUGAUGUACAGAAGGAUGUGGAUGAGGGAGAGUACACGUGUAGCGUGCUGGUCUCACCUUCUCUCUCCACCAGCCAAAGUGUGCACGUCAGUGUGAAAGUUCCCCCCACCAUCCAUCCCUUCGAGUUCCCUCGUUUCUCUAUUGGCCAACGUGUGUUCAUUCCGUGCGUGGUGAUGUCAGGUGAUCAGCCUGUCUUCAUCACCUGGCAGAAGGACGGUCGGCCAAUCCCGGCCAGCCUCGGCGUAACUAUCGACAACAUAGACUUCACCAGCUCCCUACGUAUCUCCAACCUGUCUCUCCUGCACAAUGGCAACUACACCUGCAUCGCACGCAACCAGGCCGCCACCGUGGAACACCAGAGUCAGCUCAUCGUCAGGGUCCCUCCAAAGUUUGUGGUGCAGCCCAAGGACCAGGACGGCAUCUAUGGAAAAGCUGUGAUCCUCAACUGCUCUGCAGAGGGAUACCCUGUCCCUACCAUAGUGUGGAAGCACUCCAAAGGUGCGGGGGUUCCCCAGUUCCAGCCUAUAGCCUUGAACUCGGGCUUCCGUAUCCAGGUGCUGGUCAACGGCUCUCUGCUCAUCAAACAUGUACUGGAGGAGGACAGCGGCUACUACCUGUGUAAGGUCAGCAAUGACGUGGGAGCUGACGUCAGCAAGUCCAUGUACCUCAACGUCAAAAUCCCAGCCAUGAUCACGUCGUAUCCCAACACCACGCUGGCCACGCAGGGCAGUGAGAAGAGGAUGAGCUGCACGGCCCACGGGGAGAAACCCAUCAUGGUGCGUUGGGAGAAGGAAGAUCGCAUCAUCAACCCAGAGAGCAGCCACCGCUACGUGGUCACCGUCAAAGAAGUGGCCGACGAGGUCAUCUCCACCCUGCAGAUCAGGCCUACAGUGAGGGAAGACUCAGGCUUCUUCUCCUGCCAUGCCAUCAACUCCUAUGGUGAAGACCGAGGGAUCAUUCAGCUAACAGUGCAAGAGCCCCCGGACCCUCCUGAGGUGGAGAUCAGAGAGGUGAAAGACAGGACCAUCGCCCUCCGCUGGACCAUGGGCUUUGACGGAAACAGCCCAAUCACAGGCUUCGACAUUGAGUGCAAGAACAAAUCAGGCUCCUGGGAAACAGCCCAAAGGACCAAAGACGUGUCUCCCCAGCUCAACCAGGCCACCAUCAUAGACCUGCACCCCUCCUCCACCUACAGCAUCCGCAUGUUCGCCAAGAACCACAUCGGCAAGAGUGAGGCCAGCAACGAACUCACCAUCACAACAGACGAAGCAGCCCCUGAUGGUCCCCCACAAGAUGUGCAGCUUGAAGCUUUCUCCUCUCAGAGCAUCAAAGUGUCCUGGAGGGCUCCUAAGAAGCACCUCCAGAAUGGAGCAAUCCGAGGCUACCAGGUGGGCUACAGGGAGUUCAGCUCCGGGGGAAACUACCAGUUCAAUGUCAUCACCAUGGAGACGACGGGGGACAACGACCACAGUGAGAGCAUCACCCUGGACAACCUGAAGAAGUUCACCCAGUAUGGGGUGGUGGUGCAGGCCAGCAACAGUGCUGGGACUGGACCUUCCUCCCAGGAGGUCAUCUCUACCACACUGGAGGAUGUUCCCAGUCGACCUCCAGAGAACGUCCAGGCCACGGCGGCAUCCCCAGAGGUUAUCUCUCUGUCCUGGCUGACCCCUCCUAAAGAUGCCCUCAACGGCAUCCUGCUUGGCUUCAGAGUCAUCUACUGGGCCAACCUGCCGGACGGAGAGCUGGGGGAGAUCCGUAACGUGACCACCUCUAAGCCAUCUCUGGAGCUGGAUGGUCUGGAGAAGUACACUAACUACAGCAUCCAGGUGCUGACCUUCACCCGGGCAGGAGAUGGGGUGCGCAGCGAGCAGAUCUUCACCCGCACCAAGGAGGACGUCCCUGGUCCUCCGGCUGGCGUGAAGGCAGCGGCGGCGUCUAACUCAGUGGUGUUUGUGUCGUGGCUCCCUCCUCUCAAACUCAACGGCAUCAUCAGGAAAUACACUGUCUUCUGCUCUAACCCACACCCCACGGUGAGCAGUGAGUUUGAAGCAGCUCCAGACAUCUUCUUCUACCGUAUCCCCAACCUGAGCAGGAACCGUCAGUACAGCAUCUGGGUGGUGGCCGUCACCGCAGCCGGCCGCGGAAACGCCAGCGACAUCAUCACCGUCAAGCCCCUGGCCGAGGCUCCUGCUCAGAUUCUGACGUUCAACGGCACCGUGACCACACCCUGGAUGAGGGACAUCGUGUUGCCCUGUAAGGCGGUGGGCGACCCAGCCCCCACGGUCAAGUGGCUCAAGGAGACCAAUGGAAGCCCCGCCCCUGCUGUGAUCGACAGUAGACGCAUCAUCCAGGGCAAUGGCAGCCUAGUCAUCCGCACAGUGAAAGCUGAGGAUUCUGGGAACUACACCUGUGUGGCUAGCAACAGUUUUGGGCCGGAUAAAAUCAUCCUCAACCUGCAGGUUCAAGUUCCCCCAGACCAGCCUCGUCUUACCGUUACCAAGACGACCACCACAUCUAUCACUCUGUCCUGGAUACCAGGAGACAACGGAGGCAGCUCCAUCAGAGGCUACAUCCUGCAAUACUCAGAGGACAACAGUGAGCAGUGGGGCAACUUUGCCAUCAGCCCUAGUGAGCGUUCCUAUCGCCUGGAGAACCUGAAGUGUGGCACCUGGUACAAAUUUACACUGACGGCACAGAAUGCUGUGGGGCCAGGGCGAAUCAGUGAGAUCAUCGAAGCUAAGACUCAUGGGAAAGAACCCCAGUACUCUAAAGAACAGGAGCUCUUCACCAGUAUCAAUGCCACGCGUGUCAAGCUCAACCUGAUUGGCUGGAACAACGGCGGCUGUCCAAUCACAUCCUUCACGUUGGAGUACCGUUCGGUGGUGUCUCCCACGUGGACCACGGCCCAGCGCACCUCUUUGAUCAAGAGCUACAUCCUGUAUGACCUGGCCGAGGCCACCUGGUACGAACUGCAGAUGAAGGUGUUCAACAGCGCCGGCUCAGCAGAGAAGAGGGUCAAGUUCGCCACACUCAGCUACGACGGCAGUACCAUCGCUCCCCUGGUGAAGGCCCCGACGGUGAGUGCGGGCAGUACGUCCAGUAACGAGGGUCUGAAAAUGGUGACCAUCAUCUCGUGUGUUCUGGUGGGCAUCGUGCUGGUCUUCGUCCUGCUACUUGUGCUCAGGAGGCGGAGGCGGGAACAGAGACUGAAGAGGCUUCGAGAUGCUAAAAGUUUAGCCGAGAUGCUGAUGAGUAAAAACACACGACCUGCAGACACCAUCAACAAGCAGCAGCAGACCAUGAGAAUGCACAUCGACAUCCCCCGAGCCCAGCUGCUCAUAGAGGAGAGAGACACCAUGGAGACAGUCGAUGACAGGUCCACAGUGCUACUGACUGACAAUGACUUUGGGGAGACCCAGAAACAGAAGUCGUCUACGGUUACCCACACUGUCCACUACCAGUCCCUGUCACAGGCCACUGGACCUCUAGUGGAUGUAUCUGACGCUAGGCCAGGAACCAACCCCACAGCCCGCCGCACAGCCAAAGCAGGCCCUGCCGCACGCAACCGCUACGCUAGCCAGUGGACCCUGAACCGACCACACCCGCCAGUCUCGGCCCACACCCUAAGCACUGACUGGAGGCUGCCCACGCCACGGGUGGCCGGAUCUGUGGAUAAGGAGAGUGACAGCUACAGUGUCAGCCCAUCUCAGGACACAGACCGAGCACGGAGCAGCAUGGUGUCUACAGAGAGCGCGUCAUCCACCUAUGAGGAGCUGGCGCGGGCCUACGAGCACGCCAAAAUGGAGGAGCAGCUGCGCCACGCCAAGUUCACCAUCACAGAAUGCUUCAUCUCGGACACGUCAUCGGAGCAGAUGACGGCAGGCACCAACGACUACACAGACAGCCUGACAUCCAGCACGCCCUCCGAGUCAGGCAUCUGCAGGUUCACCGCCUCCCCGCCCAAGCCUCAGGACGUCAGCCGAGUCAUGAACAUGGCCGUGCCCAAGGCUCACAGACCGGGUGAGCUUGUGCACCUGCCUCCUUACCUGCGCAUGGACUUCCUGCUGAACCGUGGCAUGUCAUGCACGGGCACUGGAGGGAGGGGUGGUGCCGGGGGGGAGGGGGCCAUGGGUCAGGCCUGUCUGGAACCCCAGAAGAGUCGCUCCCUGAAGCGGCCAUCGCGUAUGGCGCCCCCUACACCCACAGAGGCCCCCCAGGCCACCAGCAGGGCCAGCAGCAGGGACCCAGUGCCCCAAUGGCAGCCCGGCUCAGCCGCCACCCUGCCCCACAGAGAGGGCUCAGAGCUGACCCAGGCCGCCAAGCUCAGCACCUCCCAGGAGUCCCUACUGGACUCACGAGGACACCUCAAACAGACCAACAACCCCUACGCAAAGUCCUAUACGCUGGUAUAA
Messenger RNA from Salvelinus namaycush (lake trout), 6051 nucleotides. Its product is annotated as Down syndrome cell adhesion molecule homolog. Gene Ontology annotation, biological process: axon guidance; cell adhesion. The transcript has 32 exons. Gene Ontology annotation, cellular component: plasma membrane. Bases 358 to 6051 code for a protein of 1897 amino acids. Gene Ontology annotation, molecular function: protein binding. NCBI's taxonomy places the organism in Eukaryota, Metazoa, Chordata, Actinopteri, Salmoniformes, Salmonidae. The record is from RefSeq and is a predicted model, not a curated record.